AUGAUCAGCCUCUUUUUGCAAAAUGUGCGUGGGCUGCGCUCAGAGCUCAAGAUACGGGGAAUAUUAGGCGAUUAUGACGUUCUCGUGGUACAAGAGACUAAAUGGGAUGACACCCUUGUAAACAGAAUUAAGGCAUCAUCGAAAGGGCAGGUGUUUGCAAGUAAUGGGCAAGGUCGGGUCCGUGGGGUUGCAACCCUGUUAAGGGGCGGUAUAUUUGAAGCUGUCAGAAUGGACGUGUCUGGGAAUAAUACUUUUAAGGUGGACACGAGCAGGAGGGCACUGUUUGAUUUUAUAAGAGGCAAGAAUAUGGUUGAGCUGUGGAGGGCGCUCAAUCCUCACAAACAGCAGUUUUCGAGAGUCCAGGUUUUAAAAGCUCAGCUAAAGCAGUCUAGAAUUGAUCUCUGCCUGGUAGCAGAAGACGUGAUGAAAGGGGUGCUGGGAAUGGAAUAUCAGGAGAGUUGCUGGAGUGACCAUUUCUCCAUGGUGUUGCGGGUGGGACGGGGGGGAGCUAAGAGAAAUGGAGGCUCCUGGUGCUUCAAUAAUACUUUCCUCCAGCAGCCCCCCUUUGUCCGGAAGAUG
Messenger RNA from Menidia menidia (Atlantic silverside), 579 nucleotides. The record is from the annotation of a GenBank genome assembly. NCBI's taxonomy places the organism in Eukaryota, Metazoa, Chordata, Actinopteri, Atheriniformes, Atherinopsidae.